Bombina bombina (fire-bellied toad) is the source of this 5239-nucleotide messenger RNA. RefSeq names its product gastrula zinc finger protein XlCGF26.1-like. The record is from RefSeq and is a predicted model, not a curated record. Gene Ontology annotation, biological process: regulation of DNA-templated transcription. The transcript has 7 exons. Lineage: Eukaryota; Metazoa; Chordata; Amphibia; Anura; Bombinatoridae. The coding region runs from base 347 to 2290 and encodes 647 amino acids.
CCAAGGUUGAUACUUUUGUUCAAUAAUCCUAGUACCUUAUCUACAGGUAUAGAAUAUUAUAUAGAUAUACCAAUUGCCUGAUAUACAAAUACCUCACCAGUGCAUUAUUUACAGAUAAAUAUUAUAAAGAGGAUACCUCUGCCUCACACACACAGCCUCCUUCCAGAAGUUCCAGUACUUUAUCCUCGAGUAGCAGCUAGAUCCCUUGCAGCAAAAGGACCAGUGAACUCACAGAAGCCACGAUACUGCAGUGACCUCACCUCUUCUGUCCUUUAACCGGACUGGAUCUAGCUACUACCAGGUGUCACAUUUAUAGCAUCAGACUCAGUCACUGACGAUAAACAAGAUGAACAAAUACAGGAAGCAGAUGGCAGAGCAGUUCCUGAGUCAGGCCCUGGGCAUCAUCUGCCUGCUGACCGGAGAGGAAUACACCAUUGUGAAGAAGAGGCCCUCCCACAGCAGCGUUCAACAGCUGAGCGGAGAGGUGCCUAUAAAGUGUGAUGAUGUUGCUGUGUAUUUCUCUAUGGAGGAGUGGGAGUAUAUAGAGGGACACAAGGAGCUUUACAAGGACGUCAUGAUGGAGACUCACCAAGCACUAAGGACUAAGGAGAUCCCAGGAAAUGAGAGCUCAGAUGACAUUAAUACUGACGUAUAUGUUAAAACAGAAGAUCUGAGUGUAACGUGUCAGCUGGCAAUGAAGGAAAUGUGUGACAGUGACAAUGAAGGUGAAAAAGAUGCUAAAAGUUUAUGUAACACAGAACAAACAGAAGAUCAGGGGCUAGCAAAUAUGCCAGAAGCUGCAAAGCAGGAAAUAUGUGACAAUAUAAGUACAGGUGAAUUCACAAACUGCAAUAAUCCUAGUCAUGAUCAGAGUGCAGAUGCUUCUUUACAUCUUCAAAAUCAAAGAAGCCAUGUGGGAAAUUUAUGUUCUGAAUGUGGGAAAUGUUUUCUUAAGAAAUCACAUCUUUUUAAACAUCUUAAAAUUCAUACAGGAGAAAAGCCAUUUUCCUGUCCUAUAUGUGGGAAAUGUUUUAACUGUAAAAAAAUUCUUGUUGCUCAUCAAAAAAUGCAUACAGGAGAAAAAGAAUUUUCAUGUUCUGAUUGUGGGAAAUGCUUUAAUCAGAAAUCAAAUCUUAUUUGUCAUCAGAAAACGCAUUCAGGAGAAAAAGCAUUUUCGUGUUCUGACUGUGGAAAAUGUUUUACUCGGAAAUCAACUCUUCGUAUGCAUCAAAAAAUUCAUACAGGGGAGAAAGCAUUUUCAUGUUCUGACUGUGGGAAAUGUUUUACUCGGAAAUCAAAUCUCAUUACACAUCUGAAAAUUCAUACAGGGGUGAAAGGAUUUUCAUGUUCUGACUGUGGGAAAUGUUUUACUCAGAAAUCAACUCUUCUUGUGCAUCAUAAAAUUCAUACAGGGGAGAAAGCAUUUUCAUGUUCUGACUGUGGGAAAUGUUUUACUCUGAAAUCAAAUCUCAUUACACAUCAGAAAAUUCAUACAGGGUUGAAAGGAAUUUCAUGUUCUGACUGUGGGAAAUGUUUUACUCAGAAAUCAACUCUUCUUAUGCAUCAAAAAAUUCAUACAGGGGAAAAAGGAUUUCCAUGUUCUGACUGUGGGAAAUGUUUUAGCCUGAAACCAUAUCUUAUUAGCCAUCAGAAAAUUCAUACAGGGGAGAAAGCAUUUUCAUGUUCUGACUGUGGGAAAUGUUUUAGCCUGAAACCAUAUCUUAUUAGCCAUCAGAAAAUUCAUACAGGGGAGAAAGCAUUUUCAUGUUCUGACUGUGGGAAAUGUUUUACUCUGAAAUCAAAUCUCAUUACACAUCAGAAAAUUCAUACAGGGGAGAAAGCAUUUUCAUGUUCUGACUGUGGGAAAUGUUUUACUCGGAAAUCAAAUCUCAUUACACAUCAGAAAAUGCAUACAGGAGAAAAAGCAUUUUCGUGUUCUGACUGUGGAAAAUGUUUCACUCAAAAAUCAACUCUUCUUAUGCAUCAAAAAAAUCAUACGGGGGAGAAAGCAUUUUCAUGUUCUGACUGUGGGAAAUGUUUUACUUUGAAAUCAAAUCUCAUUAAACAUCAGAAAAUUCAUACAGGGGAGAAAGAAUUUUCAUGUUCUGACUGUGGGAAAUGUUUUACUUGGAAAUCAAAUCUUAUUGCACAUCAGAAAAUGCAUACAGAAGAAAAAGCAUUUUCGUGUUCUGACUGUGGAAAAUGUUUCACUCAGAAAUCAACUCUUCUUAUGCAUCAAAAAAUUCAUACGGGGGAGAAAGCAUUUUCAUGUUCUGACUGUGGGAAAUAAUUUACUCAGAAAUCAACUCUUCUUAUGCAUCAAAAAAUUCAUACAGGGGGGAAAAGGAUUUCCAUGUUCUGACUGUGGAAAAUGUUUUAUCCAGAAAUCAUAUCUUAUUAGGCAUCAGAAAAUUCAUACAGGGAAGAAAGCAUUUUCAUGUUCUGACUGUGGGAAAUGUUUUACUCUGAAAUCAACUCUUAUUAUGCAUCAGAAAAUUCAUACAGGGGAGAAAGCAUUUUUAUGUUCUGACUGUGGGAAAUGUUUUACUCUGAAAUCACAUCUUAUUAGGUAUCAGAAAACACAUAUUAAAAGAAAUCAGAGUUUAAUCUCCUAAAUGCAAAGCAAUAAUAUGGUAGUUGUCACACACACAAUACCAAAUCCUGAUGAUGACCCCCUGGGGCAUGCAGUUUUGGAGCUGUUUGAGGUCCCUUCUGCACCUCAAGCAUUUAUUAGGUGACCCCAGGGUGGAUUUGAUUUAAAAAUUAUGAUUUAAAUCACUAGUUCGUAAGACCAAUUUAAAUCAUGGUUUUCAUUUUUAGAAUAAGUUUUCAGAUUAUUUGUUUAUAGUUAUACCAGGCUAUUACUAAAUUGGUUAUAUAACAUUAGAUAUGCAUAGAUAGAUCAUUGAAAUGAAGGAAAUUAUUUGGAGGUGAAUUAUCUCCAGUUUAAUUGAUUAAUCCUUCACAUUUGAUCAACUUUUCACCUGUACUUUAUUGGAAGGAGGAAAAUUAUUAAAUUAAUAAUAACAAUAUAAAUAGUUUAAUAAUAAUAAUAUUAUUUUUCAUUUUUAAUCCUUGCCCCUCCCUCCUCACACUUAGGUCCUUGUGCAAAUCUAUUCCACUCCAAACAAUCUUCUUUUCAGUGAGCUUUAAACCUAGUAUGGGUUGAUUCUGUGUACAUAGAUUUGCAGGGGAGCAAUGACAUUAAAGGAAAGUGAAGUCAAAAUUACAGUUUCAUGAUUCAGAAAGAACAUGAAUUUUUAACAAUUUUCCAAUUGACUUAUCUUCUUUUGCUAAUUUUCUUUGUUCUUUAGGUAUCCAUUGUUAAAAAGCCUGCAUAGGUAGGCUCACUCAGAUGCAAUGCACUACUGUGAGCUAGCUGCUUGUCACGGUCUCACCCAUUGUAUUCAGACAGUCCCCAGUAGAGCAUUGCUCUCCUUCAACAAAGGAUUCCGAGAGAAUAAAGCAAAUAUCAUAAUAUAAGUAAAUCUAAAAAUGUUAUGUUCUAUCUAAAACCCAAAAGUUAUCUUUCAUAAUUAUGUCCCUUUAAAGUCUAUUUAUCAACUCUGUAUGUUCAUUUUUUAGAACAUUUUGCUGUGCAUGUUAUUUCUGCAGACACAAGUUCCCAGGACGAGAACUAAAAAAUGAAUCGUGAUAAUAUCAUUAAGAUUGAAAAAUUGUCCAAAAUAAUCUGACAGAAACCUUUUGGAGAGCAUGAUAUUGUGAAUAGAUUAAUGGAAUUAAUUAAUAAAAAACAUUACAGUAAUGAAUAAACAGCAUCUUGCUAUAUAAUUAAAACUAAUCUAUAUUUCAGGAUGAAUAACCUUUGGAUUAUAAUGUAUCUUGAAUAGCAACUAUAGAUUUUUUUUUUCCUCAAAAAGCAUUUAAAAAAAUAAAAAUAAACCCUAUUUAAUUUUUUUAUCCACCCUGUGUAACCCAGUGUAUUUGCCAUCUGGGGGGGUCCAGGGUCCCUAUGUAGUUUUGAAUAGUCAAGAGAGCACCUGGAGCCUCCAUGUUAUUUUUAAUUUCUGCUUAUUUUAGAAAUGUUGCCUAAUAUAACUAUAGAUCCACAAAAGUUUUGACUAUAGAGUUGAGAAACAAAUAUCUCACUGUUUUGUUUACAACCUUGUUUAUUUAAAUUGUAAUAAAAAGAAAUCCAUCAGAGAGAUAGCAGGAACAUUAGAUGCCAAAUCAACAAUUUGGUACAUUCUGAGAAAAAAAAACACUGGUGAGCUCUGCACACAAAAAGGCCUGGAAGUCCACAACAGUAGUGCAUGAUUGUAGGAUCCUUUCCAUGGUAAAGAAAAAACCCUUCACAACAUCCAGCCAAGUGAAGAACACUCUCCAGGAGGUAGGCAUAUUAUUAUCCUAAUGUACCAUAAAGAGAAGACUUCUCGAGAGCAAAUAUAGAGUAUUUCACACAAGGUGCAAACCAUUCAUAUACUUCAAGAAUAGAAUGGCCAGAUUAGACUAUGCCAAAAAAUAUCUAAAAAAAAAAAAGCCAGCCCAGUUCUGGAACAGUAUUCUUUGGACAGAUGAUACUAAGAUCAUCCUGUACCAGAAUGAUGGGUAGAAAAAAGUAUGAGGAAGAUUUGGAACAUCUCAUGAUCUGAAGAAUACCACAUUAUCUGUAAAACACGGUGGAUGCAGUGUGAUGGCAUGGGCAUGCAUGUCUUCCAAUGGCAAUGGGUCACUAGUGUUUAUUUAUGAUGUGACAGAAGCAGCCACAUGAAUUCUAAAGUGUAUAGGGAUAUAUUGUCUGCUCAGAGUCAGCUAAAUUCAGCAAAGGUGAUUGGAUGGCGCUUCACUUUACAGAUCGACAAUGACCCAACACAUACUGUGAAAGCAGCCCAGAAGUUUUUUAAGGCAAAGAAGUGGAAUAUUAUGCAAUGGACCAGUCAAUAGAGCAUGCAUUUUACUUGCUGAAGACAAAACUUAAGGCAGUAAAACCUACGGACAAACAACAACUAAAGACCACUGCAGUAAAGGCCUGGCAAAGCAUCACAAAGGAGGAAACCCAACGUUUGGUUGUUUGGUGAUGUCCAUGCGUUCCAGACUUCAUUGCCUGCAAAGGAUUCUCGAUGAAUUAUUAAAAAUGAACAUUUUAUUUAUGAUUUGUCCAAUUACAUUUGAGCCCCUGAAAUUUGGUGACUGUGUAUGAAAAUGGUUGCAAUUCCUAAACGUUUCAUACAAUAUUUUUGUUUAACCUCUUGAAUUAAAGAUGAAAGUCUGCACUUCA